This is a messenger RNA of Erinaceus europaeus (western European hedgehog), 2511 nucleotides long. It is a transcript of the gene TULP2, whose product is annotated as TUB like protein 2. The transcript is spliced from 11 exons. Lineage: Eukaryota; Metazoa; Chordata; Mammalia; Eulipotyphla; Erinaceidae. The record is from RefSeq and is a predicted model, not a curated record. Gene Ontology annotation, cellular component: cilium. Gene Ontology annotation, biological process: protein localization to cilium. Bases 50 to 1663 code for a protein of 537 amino acids.
GGAGGGAGCUUUUGUGAAAUCUAGGUUCCUGGCUUACUGUCACUUAAGCAUGCAUCUCUCUGUCAGGGCCCUGGGAGAGGAGCUGGCCUCCAUGAGGAUGCAGAAGCUGGAACAGCAGGCCCUUCUUCACCCUGACCUUCCGGUCGGAUUCCGGGUCCCGUUCCUGCAGCGGAGGCUGUUUGAGAAGAAGCAGCGGCGGAAGCGCCAAGAGCCCCUCAUGGUUCAGGCCAAUCCUGAUGCUUCCCUGUGGCCCCGGCGACUUCGGUGGCGGGAGGAUCGCCUCGUGGGGCACAGUGCCCUCAGGAACCCUUACCUGCAAGAGAACGUGCCAGAGGCACAUCUGAGUUCUCAGCCCCUCAGUUCCCUGGGCACCGUGAGCUGCGGUAUUGAUGGCAGUGGCGAGUGCGGGACUGUGGUGUCACGGAUAGAAUCAGCUCUUAGGAAUUCCCGUCUCCAGUCCCCAUCCCUAUCCUGGCUACCAGAGAGUUCUGAUUCAGAGUUGGAGGAAGUCUCUGUGGAGGAUAUUCCAACCUCUCCCUCUCAUUAUAAAGAGCGUCUGGGAAUUCGUCGCAAGGGUUGGUCAGCCCAUCAUCAACUCGGUUCUAGUUCAGAGGAUGAGCACGGACCCCAGGAUAUCAGAGGUGGCGAUGAGGAGCUCAGUCCAGAACCAAAGCCUGGAGUGAAUGGUGAUGGAGGACCUGGAAACUUGGCUUCCAAUAAGAGCCAAGACACGGAAGAGAAGACGCCGCCGGAGCUGGAGUUCCCCGGGACCCACACACUCAGGGCGUCAGACGAAGAGGUGGCCCAGGCCGGCCAGGGCAACUCGAGCGGGAGCGAGGCGGGGAGCCCUCCGUCCUUGCCGGUGCGCAGCCCGGCCCCGCGGCUGGGCGAGGACAUGGAGGCCUACGUGCUGCGGCCGGCGCAGCAGGGCUGCAUGGUGCAGUGCCUCAUCAACCGCAACAAGCGCGGCGUGGACAAGGGCAUGUUCCCCUUCUACUACCUCUACCUGGAGGCCGCCGAAGGCCGCAAGCACUUCCUUCUGGCUGGGCGGAAGAGAAAAAAGAGCAAAACUUCUAAUUACCUCAUCUCCUUGGAUCCCACAGACCUGUCUAGGGAUGGAGAAAACUUUGUGGGCAAAGUCAGAUCCAAUGUCUUGGGCACCAAGUUCACCAUCUUCAACAAUGGAGUGAAUCCAGAGAGGAGGAAUUUAAUCUCAGAAGCAGCUCAGAUCAGAGAAGAGCUGGGAGCGGUGUGUUACGAGACCAAUGUCUUGGGAUUCCGAGGACCCCGGAAAAUGACUGUGAUUGUUCCGGAAAUUGAUGCCCAGAACCGGAGAAUCAGUGUCCAGCCACAAAAUGAACAGGAGUCUUUACUGAAUCGUCUUCAAAGGGGGGCCCGCCAGGGGCUGGUCCUGCUGCAAAACAAAACCCCGUCUUGGAGCGACGAGAGCGGCGCCUAUGUGCUCAAUUUUCAUGGUCGGGUCACUCGAGCCUCGGUCAAGAACUUUCAGAUCGUGCAACCUAACGACUCGGACUGCCUGGUGCUCCAGUUCGGCCGCGUGGCCCCAGACACGUUCACCAUGGACUUCAGCUACCCGCUUUGCCCUCUCCAGGCCUUUGCUAUCUGCUUGUCCAGUUUUGAUGGGAAGUUGGCAUGUGAGUAAUGCAAUGAAAAGUAAUACUGUCAUCAGCUUCUGAGCCUCCUCAUUGGGGACAAAGGGCCAGGUAUGGCUUCUUUCGCACCAUCUUACUAAUGACCAAGUGUCUGUGUGUGGGAGAGGUGGGGUGGGGGGGGUGGAUGGAGUCAGCCCUGCGCUCUAGGGAAUAGGAUGUUCAUUUGCUCUUCAGAGUCUCACCGUCCAUCAUGGGAAGAACUUGGGUUUUUUUUUUUUUUCCUCCUUUAUUUAUUUAAUUUAUUUUGCCUCCAGGGUUAUCGCUGGGGCUCGGUGCCUGCACUACAAAUCCACUACUUCUGGAGGCUAUUUUUUUCACUUUUGUUGCCCUUGUUGUUUAUCGUUAUUGCUGACAUCAUUGUUGCAUAAGACAGAGAAAUGGAGAGAGGAGGGGAAGACAGAGGGGGAGAGACAGACAGACACCUGCAGACCUGCUUCACCGCCUGUGCCUGUGAGGCGACUCCCCUGCAGGUGGGGAGCCGGGGGCUCGAACCGGGAUCCUUACUCUGGUCCUUGUGCUUUGUGCCACGUGCGCUUAACCCGCUGCGCCACCGCCCAGCCCCUCCCUGUUUGUUUAUUAAAGACUGAGACCUCCCGCCUAGGAGGUUGUACAGUGGCUAGAGCACUGGACUUGCGAGCAUGAAGUCCUGAGUUGGAUUUUUGACAUUGCAUGUGCCAGAGUGUUACUCUGGUUAUAUCUGACUUAUAAAUUCAUUUUGGGCUGAGGAGACAGCAUAGUGGUUCUGCAAAAGAUUUUCUUGCCUGAGACUCUGAGGUCCCAGGUUCAAUCCUCAGCACCACCAUAAACCAGACCUGAGCAGGGCUGUGGUCCUUCUGUG